Molecule: messenger RNA, 2187 nt
Organism: Morchella importuna
Lineage: Eukaryota; Fungi; Ascomycota; Pezizomycetes; Pezizales; Morchellaceae
Exons: 4
Coding region: 1-2187 (728 amino acids)
Biological process (GO): cytoskeleton-dependent cytokinesis
Cellular component (GO): cell division site; microtubule cytoskeleton; septin ring
Molecular function (GO): GTPase activity; GTP binding; molecular adaptor activity
Source: RefSeq, a predicted model, not a curated record
AUGACUUCUGGCUUUGCCAGCUCUAGCUCAACUACUGGAGAAGAUCAGCAGCAGCAGCAACAGCAGCAUCAUUCGCCGAUGCACACGGGUAGCACUUCCAUGACCUACUUUCUCGCAGAUGAAGCUACUGUAAACGCCUCGGUGGUGGGUUCUGCCAGCGCAAGUGGCACUUUUGGAGUUAGAAGCCUGAAUGGUGCUUUGGAGGAUGCCGAAUCUACUCGUCAGAGGAAGGGGUCUUUUGUAUCUACGGUGUCGACUGAGUUUUCCCAGCAGUCGAGAGGUGACAGUGAAGACGAGGAAGAUGACGACGACGAUGACGAAGAAAGAGAUGACGACAGGGCUCUUGACGACCGUUCGGUGGCAUCUUUCCAAUCAUCGAUACAUCCAAGCUCAGGUUCCACGGGACGUACGCCACCAGAGUUCUUGUCGCAGCCUUUAACUCCUAUUCUAGGACCAACGCCAGAUCCACAAGGUACACCAUUACGAAGCCCAUCUGGGAAUUCUUAUAGGUCUGAAGAGGACGUGAUGAGUGAGCCGAUGGAAAAGAAAGAUCCUGGAAAGAGCCCCGAGAGUUUGCUUUCGCCCGAUGCAUCUAUAGCUCCGCAACUCAUCAUGCCAGAGAUCACGAUUCCAAGCAGACGACCCUUUACGCUACGAGGGAAGAAUAUAGGGAGGUUGAAGGUUUUGAUCGCUGGAGAUUCCGGUAUUGGCAAAACAUCCUUGAUCAAGUCUAUUGUGCAGGCUUCAGAGGACAUUGUUCAUGUCGACCCGAUAUCCACCGGCGGCUCACAAUCGAUGUCUCGCAGUAACUCGUCAUCCUAUUUCUCUGCAAACAACCGCUCCGGUAAUGAUAGUACAAAAACCAUAUCGGAAAUCUAUGCAAGCACCAGGCCAUAUCCGCAUUGGUGGUCAGAGCUGGAUGAUAGCAAAGUUUUAAGGAGAAGAAAAUCCAAACAUGUAACAGAAGAACAAAUAUUGGAGCGGAAUUUAUGCUUUGUAGAUACGCCCGGCUAUGGAUCCGGUACAUCGUUCCUCGAGUGUAUUGAGCCUGUCGUUGGAUACGUUGAGGCUCAGAUGGAACGUACACGCUCCAUUGUAAAUAGUGGAGAUGGAGAGUUACUUUCCAUCCUUUCAGGCAACGGAACGUCACAGGUUGAUAUAGUGUUUUAUGUUAUCCUCCACAGACUCAAACCAGUUGAUAUCGAAUUCAUUCGACGCCUCUCACCCUUCACUAAUGUUCUACCAGUCAUAGCCAAGGCAGAUACGUUGACUAGCCAACAAAUUAAUCAUCUCAAGCUAUCAAUCUUAAACGAACUAGUUGAAGCGGGUGUUCGCCCUUUCCUAUUCGGAAAGACAUAUGGAGAUGUUGCACAUGGUCUUCUAAACUCGACGCCUUGUGCACCAUUCGCGAUAUCAUCAGCACUUUCUAGUGAUGCUGAAAAUAUGGAUGCAAGCCUGCUCAUGUCACCAGAUUAUAUCGUGCCUCUUGUUGAAUCGGAAAUUGACGAUCUUGUAAGACACGUAUUCGAUCCGGACAAUAUCUCUUGGUUGAAACAUGCGUCCGCAAAAAAGUACCUUCAGUGGAUAGCAAAUCCUCCGGCGUCCUCUUCCUCUGCGUUAUCAUAUUCGUCUCGUAUAGGUUCCCCGAGGCCCAGUCGGAGGGCAUCGCUCUCUACUUCAACGUUUUUAUCCGCUUCUAACACAAGCUUGGUGCACAUAUCGCCUACGGCUAGUCCUCUAGCAGCAAACAACUUCGCUCUUGCUAGAGUUGCAGACCAUACCCAACGCGAAGAGCGCUUGGCGCAAGUUCGGCUUACACGUUGGGCACACGAGUUGCAGCGUAGCGUUAAAGCGGAACGGGACCGCUAUGAGAGAUUAGCCAGGGGUGAACGGGCUAUUUGGCUCACUGAGAGGUUAGGCGAGUGUAUAGCGGAUGGCCAAUUGGUGCCCGUUUCAACGGCGACCAUGGCAUUUGCAAAGUCGUCUGGGCCCUCGCAAGAUGUGAGUGGGGUAAAUUCCAGGGACCCACUUGGUAUUUUGGCGUUGAACGAGAUGAUCCGGCGCAAGGCAAUGGUUCUAUUGAGGAUUGCAGGGUAUGGAGGGGUUGUAGGGUUCGUUGGUGUGUGGGUAUUGAGGCAUUGGGGAGGACUUCCAGAGUGGCUUUAUGCCUCUGCUCAACAGAAAUAA